Juglans regia (Persian walnut) is the source of this 2242-nucleotide messenger RNA. RefSeq lists its product as uncharacterized. Gene Ontology annotation, biological process: regulation of DNA-templated transcription. NCBI's taxonomy places the organism in Eukaryota, Viridiplantae, Streptophyta, Magnoliopsida, Fagales, Juglandaceae. Bases 821 to 1963 code for a protein of 380 amino acids. Gene Ontology annotation, molecular function: RNA polymerase II complex binding. The record is from RefSeq and is a predicted model, not a curated record. Gene Ontology annotation, cellular component: Cdc73/Paf1 complex. The transcript is spliced from 16 exons.
AAAAAAGGAAAAAAAACUCAUCUUUGCAGCACUUCCUCUCAUUCGGUUUGUGUUUCAACUUUUACUGAGCUCCAGAAAAAAAAAAUACUGGAGCCGCGUACACCCGAUUGCCCUCUUUAGCUCCGAAUCUCUCUAUCACAAUCUCAAAAUCGCCAGGCUCAGCACUCUACUGAUUUUUUUCAUGCUACCAUUUUAACUCUUCUGCCAAAUUUUUUGCAUUUUGUAUGGACUUUUAAGUUGAUCUUAUUAAUUGGCAUGAGUUUGGAUUUUUUUUUUCAGAUGGGGCUUUCGCCAAAUGGAAUGGAAAUUUUGCACAAAGAGCCAGACUCAUCUGGAGGGUUUCAAUUGUCUGGGCUGCAUGCAGUGAAAAAACCUUAUCCCGAGAACAAAGAUGCUAGUGAAACAGAGGAUGAUGAAGAUGACCACUCUGGGGAGGAAUACCAGAAACCCAGUUGAGAUAGAAACCGAAAUUCACAAAGAGGAGAAGGAAUAAACAGGAAACAGAAAUAGAAAUUCUCAGAGUUUACAUUCCGUCUGCUGAAGAUGAGUGCAGGUGGUGGGGAGAGACAUUCUGAAGUGCAGUAAUGGGGAGAGACAUUCAGUUGAAGACGAAUUUACCUUUCUGGUUUUUUUUUCCAAAGCCUUCGAAACAAUAUUGUAAUGGGAGGGAGACGCAUUCGAAGGGCGGAGAGCAUUAAUUCGGUUUUAGUUUUGGAGUGUCGAGACAGUGAGAGGAGAGGGAGAAUCGAGUGCACAAACCUUAUCUUCAUAUAAAGUUUCAGAGAGAGGAGAGAGAGAGAGAGAGAGCAGAAGAGGAACUAUGCCAAUUACUGCAAUGGCCGCAACAACAGCUAGUCGGUUGCUUAUUAUUAUUCCAAUUCGCUGCUCCGAUUCAACCCCAAGACGCGGUUUUGGAACCAAAAAGAACACCAACAAGGUACCCACGAAAUCAACAGCUAAACAAUCUGGUCCUGUACCUCCUAAGGCACCUGGUUUAAGUUCUCAAUUUGAUGGGAAAUCUAACAACAAUUCAUUGGACCGUCAGUUUGAGGAGCGGCUGGAAGCUGUUAGAAGGUCAGCACUUGAGCAGAAAAAAGCAGACGAAGAAAAAGAAUUUGGAGCAAUAGACUAUGAUGCACCAGUUGAGUCAGAGAAGAAAACAAUUGGACUGGGUACCAAGAUUGGAGUAGGAGUAGCCGUCUUGGCCUUUGGUUUGGUUUUUGCGCUCGGAGACUUUCUUCCCUCCGGAAGUGUUAGUCCCACCAAGGAAGGCAAGGUGGUUAAUAAUCUGUCGGAAGAAGAGAAAGCUGCUCUUCAGGCUAGGCUUAAAGAUUAUGAGGCAAUGCUAAGUAAAUCCCCAAAAGAUCAAGUUGCUCUUGAAGGAGCUGCAGUGACCUUGGCAGAAUUAGGAAAUUAUAGUCAGGCUUCCUCUCUGCUUGAGGACUUGACAAAGGGGAAACCAAGUGACCCUGAUGUUUUCCGCUUGCUUGGAGAAGUUAAAUAUGAACUCAAGGAUUAUGAAGGGAGUGCUACUGCGUAUAAGACUUCACAGAUGGUGUCUAAAGAUAUCAAUUUUGAAGUUCUGCGUGGCCUUACAAAUGCAUUACUUGCUGCUAAGAAACCAGAUGAGGCAGUUCAAUUCCUUCUGGCGUCUCGAGAACGUCUAAAUUCACAAAUUUCUAAUGGUAAGGCUGAAGAAACAAAUUUGCUGCAGGUGGACCCUGUUCAAGUUGAUUUACUUCUUGGCAAAGCGUAUUCAGAUUGGGGUCAUAUAAGUGAUGCUGUAUCUGUCUACGAUCGCCUCAUCUCAAGUCACCCUGAUGACUUCCGUGGUUACUUAGCUAAGGGAAUCAUUUUGAAAGAAAAUGGUAAAGUUGGAGAUGCAGAGAGAAUGUUUAUACAAGCACGGUUCUUUGCACCGGAGAACGCCAAGGCACUGGUAGAUCGCUUUGCUAGACAGUAACUGAUCUUCGUUCAGAUGGGAAUUAUUUACCUCAGGAGCAUAAACUUUACGCUAAGGCCCUCAACGGAGUUCGAUUUUCUCCAACCUCUAUAUUGUAUUGAUCGUUAGAAUUGGCUGAUGAGAAUAAGGCCAGACCUGAUUUUGCCCGCUACCAGGAUUUUCCAUGUUAGAUUGUGAAUGAAAUUAAACAAAAUCAUGAAGUCUAUCAAAUGUAAAUUUCACUAGUAGUCACAGCGAAAUUCGAAAGAAAUGAAAGAUAGAUUCCUCCAUUUUAAAGUA